Messenger RNA from Aspergillus fischeri NRRL 181, 1857 nucleotides. Its product is annotated as HET domain-containing protein. The coding region runs from base 1 to 1857 and encodes 618 amino acids. The transcript has a single exon. The record is from RefSeq and is a predicted model, not a curated record. NCBI's taxonomy places the organism in Eukaryota, Fungi, Ascomycota, Eurotiomycetes, Eurotiales, Aspergillaceae.
AUGGAUCAUCCUUCGGACUCCUUUUCGUACUCUCCUCUCAAUCCCGAGGCUGCGGAGAUUCGCCUUCUCACUAUCCUACCCGACAAAAAUGGAAAAGACCCAGUGAGAUGCACUUUGCAGACCGUGUCUCUGAACAACUCACCCCAAUUCGAGGCUCUCUCAUAUGUCUGGGGAACUGUUGUGGAAAAGGUGCAAAUCUUGGUGGACGACAUCCCAUUUCAGGUCACAACGAACCUCAAGGCAGCGCUGCAAUGCCUUCGACAUUCUCGGAAGAAACGCCUCAUCUGGAUUGACUUUAUCUGCAUCGAUCAAAACAACGUCAAAGAAAAGAACACCCAGCUCCCUCUCAUGGGCCGUAUCUACAAGGACGCGACAUCUGUAGUUGCAUGGCUGGGACCCAUAAAUCCCAACAUGGAACAGACAAUGUCGAUGAUCAAGCGACGAGAAAGCAGCCUGGCGGGGAUCCUCCAGGACGUACGGCAGAUUACGCGGCCGCGGAGCCGGAAGAACCGGCGCGACACAAUGGGAUCUAUUCUAGACGCUAUCCAGGGCUUUCUGGACAUCGUUUCGGCACCAUACUGGGGACGCAUAUGGACCUUCCAGGAGUACUAUCUACCCGAGAAGCUCCCCGUGUGCAUGGUCGGCAACAUCCCCUUUACGCUCCCCGCGCUAGUCGAUCUGGGUCGACACUUUUCGGAGAUCCUGGCCCCGUUCGUGGGAAACCUCGACAAAGUGGCUCCGCGCGUGGGCGAUGCAGCCGACAUCGAAUACCACCAGAAGCUCCUGAGCCGCGUGAAGGAAGCGCGGCAACGCCUCGCGCAGUCAAAUCCUAUGCAGGACUUUGCGCACGAUAUCGCAGCCAGCCGGAAAAGUCUGUCGUCCUUUGCGGAUGUGCUCGAUCUGACCGUCCAGCGCCAAUGCUCCAAUCCCCUCGACCGCUUCUACGCGUUGUACUCCAUGGUCGACGGCGUCCAGGAGAAGUACCCCGUCGAUUACGAAUAUACUGCGGACGAGGUGGCGCUCCAAAUCACGCUCUGGAUUUUGGUCUACGAAGGGCUUGAUUUCGUAUUCAACAUGUUUCAUUUCUACGACGGGCCCCAUGGGAAUAUCCUGGGUAACCCCAGCCCGUCGUGGGUGCCCAACUAUCGGGAUUCAACGUCUAGAAGCCGUUUUAGAUACAAGGACAUUGACAAGUCUCUCCAGGACUGGGAGCAGAAAGACUAUAUGACGAACUUGUCCUUGCUUCCGGGCAAGUACGUGCUACGAUUCUGGGCCAGAAGGGUGGGCAGGACUCGAAUCGUUUACAAGUUCCCGGAGGAGACUGUGGAGAUUGCCCGGAGGAUUCUGGAUGCAGUUAAAGAGCCAGCCUCCCAAUGGGGCAAUGGUGUAGACGAGGCGAACAUGACGGAACGCUUAGUCUGGGGUUUUCUUGCCCGUGGUGAGAUGCAACAGGAGUUUGCAAUCAACGAUGUCCUCAAUGCCCUGGAACAACUCGCCAGUUCUCCUGACGACUUUUCCGAGUCUACCCAGUCAUCGAAACUUGUGAAACAGCUCCUGCGGAAUCUGGCAUCCCUCGCAGGAAUGACGGUCUUUCAGCUUACAGAUUGUCCAACGGGCGGGUUCGGCAUUGGCAUUGGGCACAUUCAGGAAGGAGAUCUAUUGAUUCUUUCGGGCAAAAUGAUGAAUCCUAUUGCCUUGCGGGACUCGGGCUUCCGCAAUACCGACGAAGGUGUGGUACAUUAUCGCAUGGUUGGAAACGUCUUCGUCGAGGGCAUCGCGGAGGACCAGAAAGAACAUCCUACUCCGCUGCUUGCUGAGAUUAAGGGAGGGAAGUAUGAGGAGUUUCGGAUUUUGUAG